This is a messenger RNA of Salvelinus namaycush (lake trout), 6043 nucleotides long. RefSeq names its product tenascin-like. NCBI's taxonomy places the organism in Eukaryota, Metazoa, Chordata, Actinopteri, Salmoniformes, Salmonidae. The coding region runs from base 71 to 5515 and encodes 1814 amino acids. The record is from RefSeq and is a predicted model, not a curated record. The transcript has 23 exons. Gene Ontology annotation, molecular function: protein binding.
ACUGUUUUCCAGAUUUGGCCAGUCUUUGUCCUGAUAUUCCUAAAGCUGAGUCCAGUUAAGAGAGCCAAACAUGAGUACUAAAAGCAUUCUAGGCUGCCUCUUCCUGACUCUCCUUUUCAGCCUCUGCCAAUCUGGGCUGGUGAGAAAAAUACUUAGGCAUAAACGGGCGACUCUGACAGCCCCGGGCGGAGACAACAUAACCCUCCCCAGUGCUGACCAGCCAGUGAUCUUCAACCAUGUCUACAACAUCAACGUCCCCGCUAGCUCCUUGUGCUCAGUGGACCUGGAUGCUCCAGGAAGUACCAGCCUUGAGCCCCAGGACGCAGUUCCGCCAUCAGGCCUCCACACCACCGAACAUACCAUGGAUGGGCAGAACCAGAUUGUUUUCACCCACCGCAUUAACAUUCCUCAGCAGGCGUGUGCAUGCACCGAAGGGUUCCCGGAUUUGAAGGACCUCCUGAGCAGGUUGGAGAUGCUGGAGGGAGAGCUGUCCACGCUGAGAGAUCAGUGCACUACUGGAGAAUCUGGCUUCUGCAGCGCUCAGCCAGUCACAGGUGAGGUGGGGACCAAGCCUUACUGCAAUGGCCGUGGCAACUACAGUGCAGACACCUGUGGCUGUAUUUGCAAGCCUGGCUGGAAGGGACCCAACUGCACUGAGUCUGAAUGCCCCAAUGACUGCCAGGACCAAGGUCGAUGCGUAGACGGGAAAUGCAUCUGCUUCGAGGGCUUUGGCGGGAACGACUGUUUGCUUGAGGUUUGCAAAGUGGACUGUGGUGAGAACGGACAAUGCAUUGGCGGGGUCUGCAUCUGUGCCGAGGGUUUCACUGGAGAGGACUGUUCUCAGACGGACUGCCUGAACAACUGCCUAGGCCGUGGAAAGUGUGUUGAUGAGGAGUGUGUGUGUGAAGAGCCCUGGACGGGUUCUGACUGCUCGGAACUCAUCUGCCCCAACGACUGCUAUGACCGUGGACGCUGCGUCAAUGGAACCUGCUACUGCGAAGAAGGUUUCACCGGGGAGGACUGUGGGGAGACAACCUGCCCCAGCGACUGCAUGAGUCAUGGUUUCUGUGUGGACGGCCAGUGUGUCUGCAGCUCUGGCUACACCGGAGAGGACUGCUCCAAGCUCACCUGCCCCGGUGAUUGCAACAAUAGAGGUACCUGCUUCAAUGGCAUGUGUAUCUGCGAUGCUGGCUACCAAGGAGAAGACUGUAGCCAGCUGGCUUGCCCCAACAACUGCCACAACAGGGGGCAGUGUGUCAAUGGGCAGUGCCACUGCGACGUAGGCUACCAGGGAGAGGACUGCUCUGAGCUCUCCUGCCCCAAUAACUGCCUCAACCGGGGCCGCUGUGUCAACGGACAGUGUGUAUGCGAUGAAGGCUUUGGUGGAGAGGACUGCAGUAUUAAGACCUGCCCCUCGGACUGCUACGGCCGUGGAGACUGUGUGGACGGCCAGUGUGUCUGCUAUGCUGGCUUCACUGGUGAGGACUGCAGCGAGCUGAGCUGCCCCAACAACUGCCUGAACCGCGGACGCUGCGUUGACGGGCAGUGCGUCUGCGAUGAGGGCUUCACAGGGGAAGACUGCAGUGAGAAGCGCUGUCCCAAUGACUGCCUGGGCCAGGGAUACUGUGUGGAUGGAAAAUGUGCCUGCCAGGACAGCUAUGCGGGUGACGACUGCUCUGGACUCACCUGCCCUGAUAACUGCAACAACAGGGGGCACUGUGUUAAUGGGAAGUGCAUUUGUGAGGAGGGAUACGUGGGAGACAACUGCGGAGAUCUGAGCUGCCUCAACAACUGCCAGGACAAAGGCCGCUGUGUGAAUGGACAAUGUCUAUGUGAUGAGGGAUACAUCGGAGAAGACUGCUCAGAAGUUUCCCCUCCAAAGGACCUGACUGUAACAGAGGUCACCACUGAGACAGUGGACCUGACCUGGAAUAAUGAGAUGCUGGUGACAGAGUAUCUGAUCACUUAUGUGCCAAAUGGUCCUGGGGGUCUGUAUCAGGAGUUCACAGUGGGCGGAGACAAGACUGCUGCCACUGUCAGCGAGCUGGAGCCUGGCAUCGAGUACCUGAUCAACGUCUAUGCCAUCCUCAGCAACAAGAAGAGCAUCCCAAUCAGCGCCAGGGUGGCCACAUAUCUGCCAGAACCAGAAGGCUUGAAGUUUAAAUCGGUGAGGGAGACCUCGAUAGAGGUGCUGUGGGAUCAGCUGGACAUUCCUUUUGAUGCCUGGGAGCUCUACAUCCGCAACACGAAAGAGGAGAGUGGGAAGACCCUGACCACCCUUCCAUCCUCCCAGACCUUGUAUGAGCAGUCCGGGCUUGGUCCUGGUCAGGAGUACGAGGUUUCAGUGGGCGUCAUCAAGAACAAUACCAGGGGACCUCAGUCUACUAAAAUCAUCACUACCAGGAUUGAUGGGCCCAGGCAGGUAGAGGUGCGUGAUGUGACAGACAGCUCAGGAUUAGUCACCUGGUUCCAUCCCGUGGCUCAGGUGGAUGGUGUCACCGUGUCCUACGGCCCCAGCUCCGACCCCACAGAGAGGACCAGCGUGGACCUGUCCACCACAGACAAACAGUACAGCAUUGACAGCCUCAGCCCGGACACUGAGUACCAGGUGUCCCUGGUCUCCAGGAGGGGAAACAGCACCAGCGAUCCAGUCACUGAGAUAUUCACCACAGACCUGGACGCUCCCAAGGACCUGCAGCCACUGAGCCAGACAGACAACAGCGUCACACUGGAGUGGAGAAACAGCCGGGCAGACGUUGACAGCUACAGGGUGAAGUACAGCCCUAUCUCUGGGGGUUCCCAUGGCGAAGAGGUGUUCCCCCGUGGAUCAGGAGACAACACUCAGGCAACUAUCACUGGAUUGAAGCCAGGUACAGAGUACGGAAUUGGUGUGACCGCCAUGAAGAACGAGAGGGAGAGCCUGCCUGCCACCACAAACGCAGCAACCAACCUUGAUGGGCCCAAGGACUUGGAAGUGAGCGAGUCCACAGAGACCAGCAUGACACUGGUGUGGAAGAGACCCCGAGCCAAGAUCCCCGUCUACAGGCUGGUGUACAUCUCCAAGGAUGGCCGGAGGGAGGAGGUGGAGGUCCCUGGAACAGCCACCUCCUACAACCUAAACAACCUGACCCCUGGCAUGAUGUACACCAUCACCCUGGUUGCUGAGAGAGGCUCAAAGAAGAGCACACCUGCCACCCUGUCCGCAUCUACAGAGGAGCUGAGGCCUGUGGUGGCCAACCUCACAGUCUCUGACGUGACAUGGGACAGCUUCAAUGUGUACUGGACUCCCAAGGACGGGGAGUUUGAGAGCUUUGUCAUUGAGGUGACAAACUUAGAGGGAGGUCCAGAGAGUGAGAACCUCACCCUGUCGGCUGAUGCCUUCAACCUGGGCAUUUCUGGCCUGAGUCCUAACACUUUGUAUAGGAUUGGCCUGUACGGGCUCCACCAGGGCUCCUUCCAGGAGCCGGUGUAUACUGAAGUCACUACAGUGAGCGAGCCAGUGGUUGGCAAUCUGUAUGUAUCUAAUUUAACGUCAGAGAGUUUCUCCAUCUCCUGGAAUGGCACUGAGGGAGAGUUUGACGGUUAUGUCCUGGAGAUUAUUGAUUCAGAUUGGCUGAAGGAGCCAAAGGAAUAUAACAUAUCCCAGAAUGCAAUGUCUCAUGACAUCACAGGGCUAAGGCCCAGCACUGACUAUAUAGCCUACCUCACUGGGAUUGUCAAGGGAUCACGAACCCAUGCUGUCAGUAUUAUUGCAUCAACAGAGGCUGAGCCAGAAGUGGAGCACAUGUUUGUCUCGGACAUCACUUCAGACAGUUUCCGCCUGGCCUGGACCGCAGAUGAAGACAUGUUUGAUAGAUUUGUGAUCAAAAUUAAGGACUCCACAAAGUUUGCUCAUCCACAAGAAGUCAACGUCCUUGGUGACGAGCGAACCAAGGUUUUAACGGGACUCACAGGCGGCACCGAGUACGAAAUCGAGCUGUACGGUGUCACUUUGGAACAGCGCUCCCAACCAAUUACCGGUGUUGCUCGAACAGGCCUGGGCGCUCCAAGAGGCAUCCACUUCUCUGAAGUGACUGAGUCCUCGGCCAUAGUCCACUGGAUCAUGCCUCGUGCCAGAGUGGAUAGCUACCGCAUCAUCUAUGUGCCUCUCCAAGGAGGCAGCCCAAUGACAGUGCUAGCAGAUGGGACUGAGACCCAGGCCUUGUUGCCUAACAUGUUUCCAGGAGUGACCUAUCAGGUCACCAUCUUUGCUGGGAAGGGCCUGGAGGAGAGUGACCCGGGGGCAGAGAACAUCACCACAGCUCUGGACAGGCCUCAAGCUCUUUCUGCUGUCAACGUCACUGACACGACCGCCCUGCUGCUAUGGCAACCAGCUCAGGCCACCGUCGAUGGCUACGUCAUCACCUACAGCGCAGACUCAGUGACCCCAGUGAUGGAGCACGUUUCUGGGAACACGGUGGAGUUUGAGAUGGGCUCCCUAGUCCCUGCCACCCACUACACAGUUGGGGUGUACGCCAUGAGGGAGGCACAGAAGAGUGGCACCAUCACCACUGAAUUCACAACGGAUGUGGAUUCUCCUCAUGACCUGGCGGCCAGUAACGUCCAGACAGACAGUGCCACUCUCACCUGGAAGCCUCCGCGUGCCGCCAUCACCGGAUACAUCCUCACCUUCACCUCACCCGACGGCACAGUCCGGGAAGUUGUCCUGAGCCCUACAGCCACAUCGUACAGCAUGAGUGAGCUGAGUGGCUCUUCAGAGUACAGCGUCAGGCUACAGGCCAUCGCUGGAGCCCAGCGGAGCCGCCACGUCACCAAUGUCUUCACCACCAUUGGAGGGUUAUACAGAUACCCUAAGGACUGCUCGCAGGCUCUGCUGAAUGGAGACACGAUCUCUGGCACUUACAACAUCUACCUGGGAGGGGAAGAGAGCCAGCCCAUCCAGGUCUACUGUGACAUGAUCACGGACGGAGGAGGAUGGAUGGUGUUCCUGAGGCGCCAGAAUGGAAAUCUGGAGUUCUUCAGGAACUGGAAGAAUUACACCGGUGGCUUUGGGGACAUGAAUGAUGAAUUCUGGUUUGGUCUGGCCAACCUCCACAAGAUGACGGCAUCAGGCCAGUACGAGCUGCGUGUGGACCUGAGGGACAACGGGAAGUCGGCCUACGCUCAGUAUGACAAGUUCACCAUCGCAGAGCCACGUAGCCGCUACAAGUUGUACUUAGGAGGAUACAGCGGCACAGCAGGUGACUCUUUGAUCUAUCACCAUGGUCGGCCCUUCUCCACGUACGACAAUGACAACGACAUUGCAGUAACCAACUGUGCACUGUCCUAUAAGGGUGCCUUCUGGUACAAGAACUGCCAUCGUGUCAACCUCAUGGGAAAAUAUGGUGACAAUAGUCACAGCAAGGGUAUCAACUGGUUCCAUUGGAAGGGACACGAGUAUUCAAUCCAGUUCGUCGAGAUGAAGAUUAGACCCGUCAACUUCAGAAACGUUGAAAGCCGACGGAAAAGAUCAUAGACUUAAUACCUGUACAAGGUUUUAUUGUGAAGAUAUUUGGUGGAGGGUUUGGAAUGGUCAGUAUAGGCACUUUUGUGUGUUUGAUUUGUUUUAUUGUUUGUGUUCAUUGGAAAAUGUUCAAGCCAAAUAUGGCUCCUUAUAUUAUGUCCAAAGAUAUUUGAAUAUGCCAAUUAAGAAUAAGGCAGUUUGAUUAUGAAAUGUGAAACAAUGAAAGGAGAUUUCAGUUACUCUUAUUUUUAUGGUGAGGGUAAAAAUAGUAAGUUUCACUCUCGCUCUUAUGUUUUAUUCUCCCACACUGUUACAUUCUCUUUCUGGCAGUUGAUUAAAAAAACUUUAUGAGCACCGUUAAGCUUUUCAACUAGGCACAUGGAAAUAAUAACGUGGCUUGAUGCCACACCCCUCAGUCUCCCCAGACAUUGAGGGACGGGGAAAUAAAGCUAUCGAAGUUAAAGGAAAAUUCCACUCAAAAACUAUAUUUUCGUCCACUGUUGAUACAGUCCUACAAUGUUUUGCAUGUCAACAGAUACG